This is a messenger RNA of Triplophysa rosa, 991 nucleotides long. RefSeq names its product actinodin3 (gene and3). The coding region runs from base 1 to 882 and encodes 293 amino acids. The record is from RefSeq and is a predicted model, not a curated record. Lineage: Eukaryota; Metazoa; Chordata; Actinopteri; Cypriniformes; Nemacheilidae. The transcript is spliced from 5 exons.
AUGACACCCAAGGUAAUGUUUCUGGCUUGCCUCUUGGGGGCGCUGCACUGCCUCUCAUCUCUGCCAGUAUUGGAGGCCACGUCUCUUGCAAAAGUUUCACACGACGUAGUAUCUGACCCAGCUGUCAGUAUUGACUCUGAGCAGGCCAAUAACUUUCUGGCACGACCUCGCCUGAGAAGAGAGGCCGUCGCUGAUCCAAACUGGUAUCGGAAAAAUCCGGACUUCCAGUCGUAUUAUCGUUACUACAGCAGUAUUGGACACACCGAAGGGCUCUAUGAGAUAGACAAAAUUAGAAUGCUGUACCAGCAGAUGCGUCACUUGGAACUCACCUAUGGCCCCGAUGCAUCCAAAUACCAGAAUACCCUUGGUCUAAAACUGAAGACGACAGCUGCACCAACCUCACAGCCUCCACCCCUCACCUUGCCACCCAUCUCAAAGGUGGAUGUCAUUUACUUGUGUAACGCAAAGGACCCACAGUGCAAGCCACGGCUUGUGUACCUGCCCACCGGCGCUGUGCCUGUGCUUUGCGAUCCACGUUACCACCCAAACUGUAAACUUAGCACAGUUCAGGUGAAUUCUCCAUCUGUACUAACCUCAGAGUUGGUGGCGUCUCCACCUACCAUCCCAAAAAAAUCCACUCCACCACCCCCUCCAGUGAUCAUCAAAGGGAUGGAGUAUGACUGUGAUCCCUACUGGGAUCCUGACUGCCUGAUCGACCACCCUCCUAGACCAGUAGAGAUGCUUGAAUCACCAGCGAAAGAAAAGGAACCAGAAAUCAAGGUCAUCUUAAAUGAUCCAUUUCCCACUUAUGAUCCUUAUGAUUUCAAUCAAGAUUUAUAUGAUCCUUUCCGUCAUGCUGCUCCAGUCCGUGGUCCAAAGUAGGGAAUCAUUUCAACAGGUUUAUUUUAUUAAUACAUAUUUUCACAAACAUGUUUACUUAUUGUUGUAAUGUGACAUACAAUAUUUAAGAGUUAAGUUAAACUAUAUAAUU